Fusarium oxysporum Fo47 is the source of this 1300-nucleotide messenger RNA. RefSeq lists its product as uncharacterized. The record is from RefSeq and is a predicted model, not a curated record. The coding region runs from base 61 to 1236 and encodes 391 amino acids. Lineage: Eukaryota; Fungi; Ascomycota; Sordariomycetes; Hypocreales; Nectriaceae. The transcript is spliced from 2 exons.
GCAUCUCUUUUUCCUUACCAUUCUUAGUACCAAUUUUCACACUUUUGGCUGCAGUUCACCAUGCGGUCAUCUUCACAGGCUCUCCUUCUCGGAGCUAUGCUCCAGGCCGUGAAUGCAAUGGACAUUGCUCGCGCCGCCCAAAGGAAUCACGCUCGCGACAUACCAGCACCGACCAUAACAGCAUCCCCAAUCGGUAUCCUCGAUGAACUCAAGCUGCUCGUCGGCAAUGAUGGACUCCGAAUUCGACAAGCAGAUUCAUCGAGUGAGCCUUUGAAAGUUACUAUCGCGCCCGAUAAGACAUGCGGAUACUUGUCUGGCCAACCAGGCGCUGCAGUCACCUGUGAGAAUGAUCGCUUGUGUUCAUGGGCUGCUUCGAGUGGUGUUGGUCUAGUCGCUUGCGCAUCCGAGAUUUACGUCGCUUGCGUUGAGUCUAGUAAAGCUGUUGACCCAAGUCAAUGCAAUGACGUUUGUCAGAGCAACACCUUCAAUCUCUUAUGUACCAACUCCGACACGCCUUUCUGUCGCACGUAUGCCUAUCCAAGUGGUAUUUUCGACUAUCGAUGCGCUUCCACAUCUGUCGAGGAUGUUCAAUCCGUCAAGUUCACAUACCAAGGCCAGAAGAAUGCCAACUUCGUCACUACAACUCUCAGCGAUGGUAUCGAAUCACAGUCAACAACAGUCAGCAACACUGAUAGUGGCUCUGCUGGCCAGGCAAGCGAGACGGAGACACAAACAGAAACAACGACUACUUCUGAUGUUCCUGAGCCUACAAAGAAGUCCAAGUCAACACCUGUCGGUGCUAUUGUCGGCGGUGUAGUCGGUGGUGUCGCUCUCAUUGGCCUCAUCGGUCUUGGUGCCGUCUGCCUGCUGCGCAGACGUAAAUCCAAGCCUGAACCCGCCCCGGCACCGGUUCAACCUGUCAUGGCUCAACAGCAACCUCCUCCUCCUCCCGCCCCUAUGAACCAGAACCCAUACCCUCAGCAACAGCAUUACCAACCAGCUGUACAGCCUUAUCCUGAUCAUAGCAUGGCGGCAUCUCCUGCACCAUCAGAUGCUCGUAUAUCGAUGAUGAGUGGACCUAUGUCAAGUGUCGGGCCAGUUUCACCCGGGGGAUGGAAUCAACAGCCAUCGCCCCCGCCGUUUCACACACCUGCGCCGGCGUAUGAGAUGGCUGGUCCUGAGGCCCGUGAGCAGGAGCCGGUCUAUGAGAUGGGUUCUGACUCUGUGAAGAAGUAAGAUGAUGAACAUUUGUUCAACUAUUAUAUGCAUCGCUUGAUAGUUCAUUUAGAGUAAUCAUGAU